UAGUGCAUAAAGCUCGGCGUGUCCGCCGACACCUUCACCACGAACUACCUCCUCAUCUUCUACAAGAGGCGCGGCCACCUCGCCGGCGCGCUCCGCGUGUUCGACGAAAUGCCGCACCGGAACCUCGUCUCCUGGACCGCCAUGGUGUCCGGCUCCGUGCGCAACGCCGCGCCUGACCUGGGCCUCCAGCUGUUUGUCUCCAUGCUCGGCAACGGCCUCUGCCCCAACGAGUUCGCUCUCGCAUGCGCGCUCGGUGCUUGUUGCCAGUCAGCGGUGGCCAAUGCCAGGCUCGGCCUUUCCGUUCACGGCCUCGCUGUCAAAGCUGGCCUGGAUGCCAAUCCUUAUGUGGGAAGCUCGUUGAUGCUAAUGUAUGCCAGGCAUGGGCGUACUGCUGCUGCGGAGCACGUGUUUGCAGGCAUUGUUUUCAGAGACCUGGCAUGCUGGAACGCGAUGUUGGAGGCUUAUAUCUCGAAUGGAUACGCAUGUGAUGCGAUGAGGACAGUGGUUCAGCUGCAUCGCUGUGGAAUAACGCCUGAUGUUUUCACCUAUAUUUCAGCUGUAAAGGCUUCUUCGAUCAACAGCGAGUUAAAUUUUGGGCGGCAGCUACAUGGUCUUGGCAUCCACAACAGGUUCGAAUCCAGUACUUCAGUGAUGAACGCGCUUGUUGAUAUGUACUUCAGAACAGGACAGCAGGACAUGGCUGCCGCUAUCUUUGGUAAGAUUCGGCAAAAGGACACUGUCUCCUGGAACACGGUAAUUUCCGGUCUUGCCAAUGAUGAGGAAGUGAAGGCAGCUACAGACUGCUUUGUCGACAUGUCACUAUAUGGUUGUAAACCUAACCAAGUUACAUUAUCUGUCAUGCUGAGGCUCUGUGGUGCUAAGGAGAACACCUCCCUCGGUCUUCAGAUCUUUGGACUUGCCUAUCGUCAUGGCUACUCUGAGAAACUACUUGUAGCGAAUGCGGUCAUCAACAUGCUGUCUAGAUGUGGUCUGCUCCACUCUGCUUAUGGCUUCUUCAGUAAUCUCAGUGUCAGAAAUAUUAUGACAUGGAACGAGAUGAUUGCAGGCUAUGGUCUGCACAGUAGUUCUGAAGAUGUAAUGAAGCUCUUCCGCAGCUUGCUCUGCUUUGGAUCAAAACCAGAUGAGUUCACCUAUCCAGCUGUUUUGUCUGCAUUCCAACAAGCUCACGACUCAAGAAACCAUGAGCAGAUCCACGCAUGUAUUCUGAAACAUGGGUUUGCUUCAUGUCAGUUCGUCUCGACUUCACUAAUCAAAGUAAAGGCAACCCUUGGUUCAGUUCAUGGUUCACUGAAAGUCAUCGAGGACACUGGCAAGAUGGAUUUGGUAUCAUGGGGAGUCACCAUCUCUGCAUUCUUGAAGCAUGGCCUGAACGAUGAGGCCCUUUACCUUUUCACUUUGUUCAGAGAUGAGUGCACACAGGAGCCUGAUGAGUUCAUCCUGGCUACCAUCCUGAACGCUUGUGCAAACGCAGCAUUGAUAGGGCAAUGCAGAUGCAUUCAUUCCCUCGUUGUCAGGGCAGGGUACAGCAAGCACUUCUGUGUGGCAAGCGCCUUGGUUGAUGCGUAUGCAAAGUGUGGCGAUGUUACUGCUGCUGAAAGUGUGUUCACUGAUGUUUCGUUGGUGACUAAUGACACCAUACUGUACAACACCAUGCUGACAGCUUAUGCCAACCAUGGUCUGAUCCAUCAGGUCCUCGGGCUGUACCGAGAGAUGAAAGAACUUCAACUGGCUCCAACACCAGCUACUCGCCGGCGCCGCGACAUUCCCCCGCCAUUGGUCGCCGUCAGCACCAUCCUCGGCAGCGGCGUCGCUCCGGCCUCCACCGCCAGCGACCGGCCGCCGCCGCUCGGCCUCCACUGCCGGCCGGGCGCCGUCGCCCGUCGCCGAGGUCGGAGGAGCCGCGGCGCCUCGUCCUCGGCCCCGCUCGGCCUCUCACCUCCGCCUGGCAACGCCGCCGCAGUUGCCCCGUCGUGCGUCUCGACUUCACUAAUCAAAGUAAAGGCAGCCCUUGGUUCAGUUCAGGGUUCACUGAAAGUCAUAGAGGACGCUGGCAAGAUGGAUUUGGUAUCAUGGGGAGUCACCAUCUCUGCAUUCCUGAAGCAUGGCCUGAACAAUGAGGCCCUUUACCUUUUCAAUUUGUUCAGAGAUGAGUGCACACAGGAGCCUGAUGAGUUCAUCCUGGCUACCAUCCUGAACGCUUGUGCAAACGCAGCAUUGAUAGGGCAAUGCAGAUGCAUUCAUUCCCUCGUUGUCAGGGCAGGGUACAGCAAGCACUUCUGUGUGGCAAGCGCCUUGGUUGAUGCGUAUGCAAAGUGUGGCGAUGUUACUGCUGCUGAAAGUGUGUUCACUGAUGUUUCGUUGGUGACUAAUGACACCAUACUGUACAACACCAUGCUGACAGCUUAUGCCAACCAUGGUCUGAUCCAUCAGAGCAACUCCAGUGGACUGAUUAAAAAUGGGCCUCUAUAUUUCAUUUUGAGGGCCAGUUUUAAAAAUUUAGAGGGCCAAAUGAGAGGUGUGCUCCAGCCCAACUGA
Panicum virgatum (switchgrass) is the source of this 2556-nucleotide messenger RNA. Its product is annotated as pentatricopeptide repeat-containing protein At3g09040, mitochondrial-like. The coding region runs from base 109 to 2556 and encodes 815 amino acids. Gene Ontology annotation, cellular component: intracellular membrane-bounded organelle. Gene Ontology annotation, biological process: RNA modification. The transcript is spliced from 4 exons. The record is from RefSeq and is a predicted model, not a curated record. Gene Ontology annotation, molecular function: protein binding; RNA binding. NCBI's taxonomy places the organism in Eukaryota, Viridiplantae, Streptophyta, Magnoliopsida, Poales, Poaceae.